Messenger RNA from Mobula hypostoma (lesser devil ray), 5378 nucleotides. RefSeq names its product coiled-coil domain containing 47 (gene ccdc47). Gene Ontology annotation, biological process: endoplasmic reticulum calcium ion homeostasis. Gene Ontology annotation, molecular function: calcium ion binding. The transcript is spliced from 13 exons. The coding region runs from base 93 to 1538 and encodes 481 amino acids. NCBI's taxonomy places the organism in Eukaryota, Metazoa, Chordata, Chondrichthyes, Myliobatiformes, Myliobatidae. The record is from RefSeq and is a predicted model, not a curated record. Gene Ontology annotation, cellular component: endoplasmic reticulum.
CGUUUGCCGGUAAUGAUGUUACCGCGCGUCAUUGCAGAGGGGGCGGCACCUAGAGACUGAGCUUCGCGGAGCACGAGAUAGGCUGAAGCACCAUGCGGCUCUACCUUCUGUUUCUUCUCCUCCUCGUGCAGGGCUGUAGCCUUUCUGUUGGUAAUUUUGAUGACUUUGAUGACACAGAUGACAUUGUAGAAUACGACGACAAUGACUUUGCAGAGUUUGAAGACACAACUGACGAUGCCACCGAGGAGGUCCUGCAAAAAGUCACGACUGUACAAGAUGACGAGGAGGAGGCGACUGUGGAACUGGAGGAGCAGGAUGAUAAUCAGGAUUUUGAGGAUCCAGAUAUAGUUGGAGAAGGAGAUGCAGAAGGAGAGCCGUUUGACGAUGAAGAAUUUGAAGGUUAUGAAGAAGCAGACAGACCUUCCAGCAGAAGCAAAGAUCCAAUUAAAAUUGUUAAUGUUCCCCAUCACCUACAAAACAGCUGGGAGAGCUACUACAUGGAGAUUCUGAUGGUGACAGGCCUUUUGGCUUACAUCAUGAACUACAUCAUAGGUAAAAACAAAAACAGUAGACUGGCUGCUGCGUGGUUCAACUCUCACAAGGAACUACUAGAGGGCAACUUUUCCCUGGUUGGGGAUGAUGGGAUUAAUAAAGAACCUACCAGCACAGGGAAACUGAACCAAGAAAAUGAACACAUCUACAAUCUGUGGUGUUCAGGGAGAGUAUGUUGUGAGGGAAUGCUAAUUCAGCUAAAGUUUUUGAAACGGCAAGAUCUCCUGAAUGUACUUGCAAGAAUGAUGAGACCUGCCAGUGACCAAGUGCAAAUCAAGGUAACUAUGAACGAGGAAGACAUGGACACCUAUGUGUUUGCCAUUGGGUCACGGAAAGCUAUGAUCCGGUUGCAGAAGGAAAUGCAGGAUCUGAGUGAAUUCUGCAGCGAUAAGCCCAAGUCAGGGAUUAAGUUUGGGCUUCCUGAUUCACUCUCCAUCCUGUCUGAAAUGGGUGAAGUCACAGAAGGUAUAUUGGACAAUAGGAUGGUGCACUUCCUAUCAAAUCAUGCUGACAAGAUAGAGUCCAUUCAUUUCUCAGACCAGUUCUCUGGAGUGAAAAUUAUGCAAGAAGAGGGUCAACCCCUCAAGCUGCCUGACACUAAAAAGACACUACUGUUUACAUUUAAUGUGCCUGGAAUCGGCAACACUUAUCCAAAGGACAUGGAGUCCUUACUGCCAUUAAUGAACAUGGUUAUUUACAGCAUUGACAAGGCAAAGAAGUAUCGUCUCAACAGAGAGGGAAAACUGAAAGCUGAUAAAAAUCGUGCUCGUGUAGAGGAGAACUUCCUAAAGAUGACACAUGCACAACGUCAGGAAGCUGCGCAGAUUCGCAGGGAGGAGAAGAAACGAGCAGAGAAAGAAAGAAUUAUGAACGAAGAGGACCCGGAGAAACAGCGCAGGCUUGAGGAGGCUGCUCUCCGUCGUGAGCAGAAGAAGCAGGAGAAGCGACAGAUGAAGAUGAAACAGAUCAAAGUGAAAGCAAUGUAAAAGCACCAAAUAACCAGGGGUGGGGGAAGAGCGAGGAUGCUGCCUGGAGACAGCAGACCACAUCAAAUUUAAACGUUUGAUUUUAAUGAGAAGAAACUCAGGGCACUCAAAUAAUUGAUCUGCAAUUUAUACAACCUGUUCCACAGAUAUUGUUCUUGGACAAUCUGGAGUAGUGUGUUUUCCUCUCCUCUUGUUGUACUUCUUGCCCUCGAUUCAACAUGAAAAUCUCUUUGUGUUCUGUACAGUGCUGAGGUUAGGCUGUGGUUUGGGCAUUUGUACCACAUUAGCAAACAGUGGGAUGCAUCGGUGCUGUUGUGGAUCCCUGAUUUAAUCCUGUAGUUUUACAGACAUUAAAUUUCUCAUACUGUUAUCUCCCGUCUGUUCCGCAGUUCUGUUAAUGAAGAGCCCCAGAUGCUUCAUUGAAUUUGAAUGGUUAUUAAAGACUCUUUGCAACAAUGAACUACAGGAUCGAUGUGUAAGGUCUGUGAUGUCUUGGUUCUGUCCCAUGCAAUGUGCUGGUUAGACUGAGUAAUGGGAAGCCCUUUCAGGACAUGGCUCCACCUUAGUGAUUGAAGGAAUUCGCAUUCACUGGGUGGGUUAGUGGGGAGGGAUCUGAGUGAAAGCUCCUGCUGCUCCUCCACUGAAGAAGCAACAUUUGUCAGGGUUUCUGCACUGGAGUUUUUUCUGUUGCCCUUCUUUGUCUUCAUCGUCUUUUCAUAUCCUCAACUUUCCAGAAGUCACACUCAGGUUAGGACAAGAGAAGUGGAAGGGGCACAACAGACUGCAGAUGCUGGAAUCUAGAGUAGAGAAAAAACUACUGGAGGAACUCGGGUUGAGACCCUGCAUUAGGGCUGUGAGAGUGUGGAGGGUAUACAGCCCGUAUAAAGAGGUGACAGGAAGGGCUCAGGUGGAGGUUGGUAGGUGAUAGGUGAAUCCAGAUGAGGAGGGAGAUAAUGGGCAGGUAGAUUGGGCGGUGGAGGUAGAAGCAGAGGCUGGAAGGUGACGCUUAGAAACAGGAAGCUGCACAUGCUAAAAGGAGAUAAGGUGAUAUCACUGGGUUUACUUAACAUUCCAGAAUCAGGAGAGUCUUGUUUCUACUUAUCACCUUCCAGCCUCUAUCUCUAUCUCAACACCGCACCAUCCUCCUUCCCCACCCAGCUCCCUAUCUCCAUGAAAUCUGCCUUCACUUAAUUUCACCUGUUCCCUAACAGCCCCUGGCUUACCUGUUUUUCUGCCCCCACCCCCUCCACCCCAACCUCAUCCCACUCUUCCGCUCUCUUCCCCCUUCACUAUCUUCUCUCUACUCUCACAGCCCUGAUAAUCCCUUUGCCUUCAUAGAUCCUGCUCAACAUACUGAGUUUCUCCAAUACUUUUUUUUUGCACAAGAUUCAUGUGUUUUUGCUCAGCUUAAAACAUUAAACAGUUUAUCAGUUGGCCAGUUUAAUUAAAAAGAGUGGGCAUCUUUCCAGAAUAAAAUCAUGAUAAAUAAACCUUUUCAAAGUUGGGGGCUUGGUGGAGAAGAUAUUGGAAGGAGUGUUUAAAAAAAAAAUAAAUAAAUUGCCAUUCUGGCCAGUCACUGCCAUUUGAACCAUGCCUACCUGUAAAUCUGUGACCAGUGGCAAUUGUUCUCCUUUGUUCAUUGUAGUGUCUGGACAUCUCCAAGCCAAAAGCCUGUGGUUUGUAGAGUUUCCAAACAGUGAACGUUCUGCCAAGCACCCACACAUGUUAGCCUGUGCUCCUUAUCAAAGGCCACAGAGUUUAGGAUUGAGUUAUGUAAUAGGAACUGUAAAAUGUACAUAUAGUGUGGUCAUCAGCUUUAAGAUCUUGGAACCUGUCAUUUAGUUCACCCCAGGCAUCAACUUGAGUUGCCGAGAUAGCCUGCUGCAUCUAACCAACAAAGAUAUUUUAAAAAUGUUUGAUUCUGGACCCUGGAAAAGAACUGGAAAGCUAUCUUUUCAUCUGCUGACUGCAGAGGACACAGCAGCAACUAACUGAUUUUCAAAGGUUCUUCCCUUACUAAUAAAUCCAGUCGAUCCCUGGCUGUUCCUUAAGGAUUUGUGUGGUGUGGGGAAAGAAGCAAGAGGUAAAGUAUAGGGUCAUUCUCCUUUUGGCAUACUGUCAAUUUGCUGCUUUGUACACCUAGAGUCCUAGAACACUACAGCACAGAACCAGGCCCAUUUAGUCUGUCUAGUCCCUUCAACCCGCACCCAGACCGUAGCCCUCCAUACCUCUUCCACCCACCAGUAAUCCUGAUUAAUUUGGAACUCUAGUAUCAGUGGCUUAGGACCUUUCAUAUUCAAAAUUUACUAUGGGACCUAGUGACAGUGUACCUACUAGGAGUGUUUGUGUGAUCUUUGGAGGAUUACCUCUGGGUUUGGGAAAAGGCUUGCCAGGAUGUGUCACCUUAUGGAAGCAUAUUGAUUAGUCUGUUGUUCUUCAGUUUGUGUUAUUAAACUCAGUCCUACAUCUCAACGUCUCGUGGAGGCCAGAGUUUUAAAUGCACUGUUCAGAUAUUUGUCCCAAGACUGAUGAGGCUGAUGGUGAAUGAAUGUUUUAGCACCAAUCCUGUAAUAGAGCAGGCUAUGUUGUAGGCAUCCCAGAAUAGGACUCCAUAAGUUAAUCUCUGCAACAAUGUAUUUUAAUAGAAAAUUUUUAAUUUGCUCUUCAUUUGAGAUUUUAUUGUGUUGAACUUUCAAUGACAUCUAUAAAACUCUUGACUCUGAUUAAUUCUCUCCUAAACUAGAUUGCUUUAAAAAAAAUUAAUCCCAUGUUCCACCCUUUCAGUGUUCCAGGUUUCUAUUGUUUUUGCGAAUAGAUUUUUCCUCAUGUCGCUCCUCAAUGGUUCAACACCCCCUAGAGCCUGAAUUUUGCACAUGCUGCUCAUACAAUGGUUCCAGACUUUUAUAAAAUCAGUAAGAAACUGUUUAACUAAUUACUUAAAUACAUAUAAACCCUGUCUUCCAGACCUGCAUAACAUGGGCUUCAGAUGGUACGAUAUCAAUGCAUCAGCCUCUACAUUAGAGCAAUGAACCAGUUUAAUCUUGAACACCAUUGAUAUUUAUGCAAUGCAAACCAUGUGUACAAGGCGUUGUGGCUUAAAAAAAUGUUUGGUCAGUAAUUCUGGAUUAUGUAGUAUGCAGUGAAUACCAUGUCAAUGGGUUCAAUAUAAACUUUCUGUAAAGUGGUUAAACUUAACCAGUGUGUCAAUAGAACAGUAGGGCUCAACGGACAUCUAGUUAUGGGCUAGAAAAUAUCAGCAAACCUUACCUUCUGAUUCCCACUCUCUAAUAACCCCAGAAGGUUCAACUGGGACCUGCAGUGAAUGGUCAAUCUGAAACUCAAUCUGGGAUUUGGGCAUGCAAAAUUCCUGGGAGGAAUGUCAAAGGAGUUUGUAUCCCAGGAUCCUGUAGAUGUUAACAUGUUCAAGAAAGAGGCAGUUGAGUGUUUAUAUAUAGUACUCUGCUGCAUAUUGGAAUGGAGACUCUAAAUCUGAUUAUUCUGUUAACGUGACAAAGUAAAUUUCCACUUGUACAUCUGUUGAGAAAGGAAAUGUUCAUGUGUAGAUCUAGUCCUUGCGAUAUUCAGCUGCAGGGUAGAGCCUUGACUAAUCUGUUUUGGAGGAAAACUUAAGCCCUUUGCCACUUUGCAGUAAAAUCGCUUCUACUGAUAUUCUGUACAUUGUAUCUGCCAUUUUAAUUCAGUAAUGCAGUUACACAAGAUUGAAAGAGGGGGGUAUACGCAGAAUCUUUUUCUUCUUGAGUUUAUUUAAGUAAAUGGAUAACAUUGACUCUCAUAGUAUGUGUGUGGGAAGCAUGGACUUAAUAAAAGAAAACUUUUGUA